CGCUGCUGACUGCCUCAGAGGGGCAGCGCAGGACAACAGACUGGAGGCUCCUUUGUUUAUUUAUUUAUUUCGACAAAUGGCGUCUCUCCAGAGAGAAGCAGCUGAUUUCCCCCAGAGAACGACAGCGGGAACGGAGGAGAGCCGGACGCUGCGCACACUGCUCGGGAUGUUUGCGGGCGGACCGCUGCUGUAAAAACACACAGACUGUCAAAGAGAAAGCGCCGAGAAAGAGGAGGAGGAAAGGGGGGAGUCAGCUGCAGUUUUUUUGCUUCCCGCUGGUCAGCUUAUUUAUCGACGCUUCACCGGACCGGGGCCACAGGCACGUCGGCGACAGAAGCGGGUCAAAUGUUUCCCCCCCGCCGACGUUUCGGGGAUACAGAAUAACAGUGGCAUCACCACCCCUCGCCUCGGAGAGAUGUCCUCCCCCUCCGCCUGACUGGCCUCGUCGUUAAUCCAAUUCAGGAGAUCAUCUCUGCAACCCCUCCUGCGAGGUCACACCACCGAGACGGCGUUAUCCCAGCAAGCCAGCUCUGUGGUGGUAAAGAUGACCACGGCACGGUACCGUCCCACAUGGGAGUUGGCCGUGGACCCCCUGGUUUCUUGUAAACUGUGCCUUGGAGAGUUCCCUCUGGAGCAGAUGACCACCAUCACACAGUGCCAAUGUGUCUUCUGUACACUGUGCCUGAAGCAGUAUGUGGAGCUCUUGAUUAAAGAAGGCCUUGAAACUGCAAUUAGCUGUCCCGACUCUGCCUGUCCCAAAAGAGGACACUUGCAAGAAAAUGAGAUUGAGUGCAUGGUGGCUACGGAGAUGAUGCAGAGGUACAAAAAGCUCCAGUUUGAGAGGGAGGUGCUCUUGGACCCGUGUCGGACAUGGUGCCCCUCCUCGACCUGCCAGGCCGUAUGCCAGCUUAAGGAAUCCGAUUCUCCAGUUUUGCCCCAGCUGGUCCAAUGUGCUGUGUGUGCCCUGGAGUUCUGCUCAGCCUGUAAGGCCAACUGGCACCCGGGACAGGCCUGCCAGGAGAGCAACCUGCCCAUCGCCUCCUUCUUACCAGGAGAAAACAGCUCUUUUUUUAAGAAUGAAGACGAUGACGCACCUAUUAAACGCUGUCCAAAGUGUAAAGUUUACAUCGAGCGGGACGAGGGCUGCGCACAGAUGAUGUGCAAGAACUGCAAACAUGCCUUCUGCUGGUACUGUCUGGAGUCCUUGGAUGACGACUUUUUGCUGAUCCACUACGACAAAGGGCCCUGUCGGAACAAACUGGGCCACUCCAGGGCGUCUGUUAUCUGGCACAGAACACAGGUCGUAGGCAUCUUUGCCGGCUUUGGCCUGCUCCUGCUAGUCGCCUCCCCCUUUCUCCUCUUGGCCACUCCCAUAGUCCUCUGCUGCAAGUGCAAAUGCAGCAAAGGCGACGACGACCCGCUGCCGACCUAAAUGUCGCAUCAGAGUUGARGUCGAGCCGCUUUCAAGGAUCAUAUUUUUGUCCCGUUUCACCACGUUCCAUUCUUAUUUUCCCGGCAGCUUUGGGAAAGCUUCAUUUUAUCAGGGGUUGGGCCUGCACCCCCGCCUCGACCGCUUUGGGAUUCAUCGCUCUGCGUGAGGAGGCCAGAAAGACAGUCUAGAAGUUUCCUCUAAUGAGAGGUGCGAGGGUCAAAGGUGAGCGAAAGUGAGACCAAGCGAACAUUGUGUCCAUGUUUGUAAGAGUUUGACGGGUCUGGGGAUGUCCUGAAGGUCUGUGCCACCCUGUUGGGGUCGUUACUUUUGGUUCAUGUUUUGGUGGGAAACAUUAGGAGAUGCUGUUUCUUUUGUCACUCAGGAGCCACUUGAGGAAAGACUACUUUAUUGCUUUGUUUUGUUGGUUUGCUGUACAGACACACACACCGCACUCACACAUGUAGCUCCACAGAUUCAGCCAGUAGCAGAGGAGAGCUGCACCACACUUGGUCCACGUGCACACUGAGCGGGGUUUCUGAGGUAGAGCUGAGCGGCUGCUGCCGCUCUCGGCUCCAUGUACAUCACGUCCUCUUGAUGAUGUCAAUGUUUUAUAAUCUUGCGCUUUUAAUAGAACCGUGCUAAGAGUCAUGUCUGUGUUGUACUUUUAAGUCUUUUCCAGCAGACGUAAUAAAGAUGUAUUAAUAUUAAAGAGGAUUGCCACUCAAAUCAGAAAAUACAUGUUUUUGUGAUAAAUGACUGGGCUUUACCAUUAGCCUUCACUUAAUACCCUUAUUUGUUUUUCUGACUGUAAAAACUCCAUAUAUUGAUCAAACUAUAUGGUGAGUGGGGCUCCCAUUUAUGUCCAGCAGUAAUCAAAUCAAAGGCCCAUCAAAGMUUUUUUUCAAUGAUUCAUUAAAAACUGAUGUGUCUCCUGUUAUUCUCAGUCCUACGGUGAUGGUUUAGCCAAACAGGAGUUAGCCUUAAAUCCAGACGAGCCUAAAUCAGGCAAUCUGCCCGUGUGCAUUACGAGAAGAAAGCAUCAAAAUCUWAUCAGUCCAGGGAAAGUUUGUUCUUCAGGCAUUAUUCAAGUCUCACAGACAGGAAGUGAAGCCCUUUACUUUCAGAUGAUUCUAUGAUGUCUCCCAUACGCCACACUCUUCAUAGCUGUCGUGUAAAAAACAACAUUCUUAAAUGGUGUGCAUGCAUUUUGAAAGCCUUUUUAAGAAGAGCUGAUCAGCAUCGGUUCAGCCAUUAUUGUGUUUGAUCCAAAGUGUAACUUCAAUCCCACCUUCAACUUUUUAAAUUUAUUUUUAAGACUAAAAACAAACCCUUGCAAACUUGCAUACGUUAGUGGUCAGAGUGUGUGUUUUCCUGGCGGAUGUACUGCCCAACAACAACAACAAGCAGCUACUCCCCGUAGGGACGRCAGAAAAGUCUAAAAGGGUAAAUAUACAAGAGCAUGCUCCAAUGUGCUGCUCUGGACUGUAACACUUUAUCUAUGCAAGUUUGUACAUCAUCGUUAGCAUUYUAUACUGUAUAUAUCUUAACUGUGCUUUGAGAAAAACUAAAGGUAAUAGGUUUUGCUUACACAGUAUAUGGCUUUAAUUUAAAGGGAAAUUGUCUAUAUUUCCUUUUCUUCAGGGUCUGAAUUAUUAAUUUGGUUAAAAAAAUGGAAAUGAAACCAUCAUAACCAUCAACGUUGAUUGAAUAAAUAUCAUUAUAACAGUAUUUAGACAACUGUUGAUUUACGUGGAUUAUAAAUGUUACAGUUUGCUGUUUUGAUAGCUUUUUCUGCCAUGAAACACACUUAUGAAAGCAUUUAUUUCUUAACGUUUAUCUGGUAGUAAUCAUACUGGUCCUUUGAAUGUAAACAGGGUUUGCAAAGCAUGGCCUACUGAGGACAUUUGUUUUUGCUUUAUUUUUAGAUAAUUUUCCAGCAUGUUAGUUUGACUGUCGGUUUCCUGUAACAACUGACCUUUUCUUAAAUAAGAUCUACAAACUCUGUUCAGCCUGUCGACACAGYUCUAAAAUUCCAACUUAUCAAAAGCAGAAAAAUAAUUAAAUGUGUAGCUACAUAGAAGGAAUGAUUGUCAACCGGCCGUUGCCUUUAAGAUUUUAAAACAUGGAGACUGAGAGUCAAACCUUAAAGCUAAUAUCCACUGAUUGUUUCUUGAGAUAUUUUGUUAACAGACAACCAGUGACUCCAAACAGUUUAUAGCAAAAUGUUAAAGCAAGAACAUGUGCAGUUUGUCAGCACUCAGAUAAUGUGUCAGGGAUCAGUCUCASCUAUUACUUCACACCUGAACUUAAAUCUGUAUCAGUAAAAGUUUCAUACAGUUUUGGUUAUUUAGGGUCUGUUGUCUGUGGCAGCCAUCUUUGUUUGGGUUGACUCUAAAAGGUAGCUAGAUUUAGAUGUACAGCCAGGUAUUAUCUUGGUUUUAUUCAAAUUAGCCCAGUGGUUCAUAUUUUCUUUGUUAAAAGACAAACACAAAAACUAACAAAAACAGUCCAUCUAUGUUUUCUAGCAACAGCGAUAAAAAAAACACAUUUGAACUACAUUUCAUUUAAUGAACUAUUUUCUUUAACUCUAUUAAUCCUUCAGACCUCAGGUGAUUGAAAGUGGGCCUAUAAUUUUCCUUUAAUCAGGGACCUGUUCAGUAAAUCUUCCUAUUAUUUCCUUUACAUACAGUUUGUCGCUGCUGUUAUUUUUCAUUCUUUAAGCUAUAGCCUCAGUUUUCAUUUUGKUGUGAUUAUUCUGUAAUUCUUGUUCUUUAACGUUACACAAGGACUCCCUUUUUUUGCAAAGUCUAAACUGUUAAAAGCAUUAUUUCAAAAUGUUUAUGUGUAAGGCCAGUCAAAUCUACUGUCAUCAUUUCUGGUUAAAAGAUUUCAUCAUCACUAUUUGAAUAUUUUCCAUAAAAAAAUCCAUUUACAGCAAAUAUCUUUAUUUUUGGUGUAAGUUUUCAGUUCAUGACCAACRUCUCUUUGUCCUUAGAUUUGUUUAUUGUAAUAUUGUGUUUCAUAGAUGUGACCGCCUGGAUGAACAUAAUUAUACAUUUAGUAUUAUUUUGUUUUUCAGAGUUUCUUCCCUUCAAAUGUUUUCAUUCUUUUUAUGACAAUCGUGCCAAGUWAAUAUUUUGGUAAGAAGGUCAGGUAAACUGAAGCAGUCAGUGCUUGUGCAUUCAGCUCAAAUAUUAAUGUACUAACAGUUUUUACAGAGUGGAAAACACUUUUUUCUUCCUCUUUUCUGUGUAUAGUCUGUGAUUUGUGUGACAUGCUGUCUUAUUGUGUAGCCAAAAUUUGAUGUCAGGCAAACAGAAACAGCUGUUUUUUCAGAAAGCUUUCUACAAUAUUGUAUAUUACACAUAAAAAUACAGCUUUUAUUUGAAUACUGCAAAGUGCUCAUAAUCAAAACCUCAAAGCAGGCACAAACUUCCAUGUUUUUACACAAACAUUUUCCUUUACCUGUUUGCUGACACUUAGGAGCUGAUCGACUCUGCUUUAUGCAACAGAUAAAAGAGCCAAACAGCAGAAACUACAAUCACUGCGGUUUUACAUGGCUUAAUCACUUAUUUAUCAGGGCUUGGAAUAAAGGUCUAAAAGCACUUCAACACUGAUGAAUCAUCUGCACAAGUUUUAGGGGCGGAGAGGGGGUUUCUGGUUUUAAACAAGAGGAAAGUUAAAGUUUGUAACAAAAGCUCAAGGUGGAACCUUCACAUAAUGCUUGGUUAAGAGCAGCAAUUUAUAUAUUAGAUAUUAUUGUGUCAAGAGAUGAAGCUGCAUGAUUUUCUCUGACCUCUASGUGUUAAAUAUUACAAUAUUGUAGCUUUUGAAUAUCUUUGGGUUAGUAGCAUCAACCAGCUCAUCAUGCAGAUGUCUAUAUUAUACUUUUUUUUCAGCAAAUGUAUUUUUAAUGAUUUUCAUGUCUGUUACCCUUUGUUGGUUUUGAUUUUUGUUUGACCACCCCCAUGAUGUAAUUUGUCUAUUUAAAGAAGCUUGUUAUUAAUGUUUACAACAGAAAUUGGGUCAUCAGAGGAAGUGCUGUUGGUAAGCAAAAUACAUAUGGAAAACAUUGUAGUUUGGUCAAAAAUUAACAAAGUACUGCGUCGUCAAAUGAAAUAUUUGAAUCCAUUUUGUACAACUUCACACUCAGCAUCUCAGUUUGUCUCCAUUCUCACUAACACUGUGACAUCAGGUAUUAAAGGUUCUUGUUUUUACGUGA
Messenger RNA from Austrofundulus limnaeus, 5654 nucleotides. RefSeq names its product ring finger protein 144aa (gene rnf144aa). Lineage: Eukaryota; Metazoa; Chordata; Actinopteri; Cyprinodontiformes; Rivulidae. Bases 545 to 1432 code for a protein of 295 amino acids. The transcript is spliced from 9 exons. The record is from RefSeq and is a predicted model, not a curated record. Gene Ontology annotation, biological process: protein ubiquitination. Gene Ontology annotation, molecular function: ubiquitin-protein transferase activity; zinc ion binding.